Molecule: messenger RNA, 5118 nt
Organism: Closterium sp. NIES-65
Lineage: Eukaryota; Viridiplantae; Streptophyta; Zygnematophyceae; Desmidiales; Closteriaceae
Source: the annotation of a GenBank genome assembly
AUGCUACCGCUUUCCAUCACCCCGCCCCAUUCUCCCUCUUUCCAUCACCCCGCCCCAUUCUCCCGCUUUCCAUCACCCCGCCCCAUUCUCCCUCUAUCCAUCACCCCGCCCAAUUCUCCCACUUUCCAUCACCCCGUCCCAUUCUCCCGUUUUCCAUCACCCCGCCUUAUUCUCCCGCUUUCCAUCACCCUGCCCCAUUCUCCCGAUUUCCAUCACCCCGCCCCAUUCUCCCGCUUUCCAUCACCUCGCCCCAUUCUCCCGCUUUCCAUCACCCCGCCCCAUUCUCCCGCUUUCCAACACCUCGCCCCAUUCUCCCGCUUUCCAUCACCCGCCCCAUUCUCACUCUUUCCAUCACCCCGCCCCAUUCUCCCUCUUUCCAUCACCCCGCCCCAUUCUCCCGCUUUCCAUCACCCCGCCCCAUUCUCCCGCUUUCCAUCACCUCGGCCCAUUCUCCUGCUUUCCAUCACCCCGUCCCAUUCUUCCUCUUUCCAUCACCCCGCCCCAUUCUCCCGCUUUCCAUCACCCCGCCCCAUUCUUCCUCUUUCCAUCUCCCCGCCCCAUUCUCCCUCUUUCCAUCACCCCGCCCCAUUCUCCCUCUUUCCAUCACCCCGCCCCAUUCUCCCUCUUUCCAUCACCCCGCCCCAUUCUCCCGAUUUCCGUCACCCCGCCCCAUUCUUCCUCUUUCCAUCACCCCGCCCCAUUCUUCCUCUUUCCAUCUCCCCGCCCCAUUCUCCCUCUUUCCAUCACCCCGCCCCAUUCUCUCUCUUUCCAUCACCCCGCCCCAUUCUCCCUCUUUCCAUCACCCCGCCCCAUUCUCCCGAUUUCCGUCACCCCGCCCCAUUCUCCCUCUUUCCAUCACCCCACCCCAUUCUCCCGAUUUCCGUCAUCCUGCCCCAUUCUCCCUCUUUCCAUCACCCCGCCCCAUUCUCCCUCUUUCCAUCACCCCAACACAUUCUCCCGCUUUCCAUCACCCCGCCCCAUUCUCCCGCUUUCCAUCACCCCGCCCCAUUCUUCCUCUUUCCAUCUCCCCGCCCCAUUCUCCCUCUUUCCGUCACCCCGCCCCAUUCUCCCUCUUUCCAUCACCCCGCCCCAUUCUCCCUCUUUCCAUCACCCCGCCCCAUUCUCCCGAUUUCCGUCACCCCGCCCCAUUCUCCCUCUUUCCAUCACCCCGCCCCAUUCUCCCUCUUUCCAUCACCCCGACCCAUUCUCCCGCUUUCCAUCACCCCGCCCCAUUCUCCCUCUUUCCAUCACCCCGCCCCAAUCUCCCGCCUUCCAUCACCCCGCCCCAUUCUCCCUUUUUCCAUCACCCCGCCCCAUUCUCACGCUUUCCAUCACCCCGCCAUAUUCUCCCUCUUUCCAUCACCCCGCCCCAUUCUCCCGCUUUCCAUCACCACGCCCCAUUCUCCCUCUAUCCAUCACCCCGCCCCAUUCUCCCACUUUCCAUCACCCCACCCCAUUCUCUCGCUUUCCAUCACCCCGCCUUAUUCUCCCGCUUUCCAUCACCCCGCCCCAUUCUCCCGAUUUCCAUCACCCCGCCCCAUUCUCCCGCUUUCCAUCACCUCGCCCCAUUCUCUCGCUUUCCAUCACCCCACCCCAUUCUCCCGCUUUCCGACACCCCGCCCCAUUCUCCCGCUUUCCAUCACCCCGCCCCAUUCUCACUCUUUCCAUCACCCUGCCCCAUUCUCCCUCUUUCGAUCACCCCGCCCCAUUCUUCCGCUUUCCAUCACCCCGCCCCAUUCUCCCUCUUUCCAUAACCCCGCCCCAUACUCCCGCUUUCCAUCACCCCGCCCCAUUGUCCCUCUUUCCAUCACCCCGCCCCAUUCUCCCGCUUUCCAUCACCCCGCCCCAAUCUCCCUCUUUCAAUCACCCCGCCCCAUUCUCCCGCUUUCCAUCACCCCGCCCCAUUCUCCCGCUUUCCAUCACCCCGCCCCAUUCUCCCUCUUUCCAUCACCCCGCCCCGUUCUCCCGCUUUCCAUCACCCCGCCCCAUUCUCCCGCUUUCCAUCACCCCGCCCCAUUCUCCCUCUUUCCUUCACCCCGCCCCGUUCUCCCGCUUUCCAUCACCCCGCCCCAUUCUCCCGCUUUCCAUCACCCCGCCCCAUUCUCCCGCUUUCCAUCACCCCGCCCCAUUCUUCCUCUUUCCAUCACCCCGCCCCAUUCUCCCGCUUUCCAUCACCCCGCCCCAUUCUCCCGCUUUCCAUCACCCCGCCCCAUUCUCCCGCUUUCCAUCACCCCCUUUCCAACACCCUGCCCCAUUCUCCCGCUUUCCAUCACCCCACCCCAUUCUCACUCUUUCCAUCACCCCUCCCCAUUUUCCCUCUUUCCAUCACCCCGCCCCAUUCUCCUGCUUUCUAUCACCCCGCCCCAUUCUCCCUCUUUCCAUCACCCCGCCCCAUUCUCCCGCCUUCCAUCACCCCGCCCCAUUCUCCAUCUUUCCAUCACCCUGCCCAAUUCUCCCCCUUUCCAUCACCCCGCCCCAUUCUCCAUCUUUCCAUCACCCUGCCCAAUUCUCCCCCUUUCCAUCACCCCGCCCCAUUCUCCCGCCUUCCAUCACCCCGCCCCAUUCUCCCUCUUUCCAUCACCCCGCCCCAUUCUCCCGCUUUCCAUCACCCCGCCCCAUUCUCCCUCUUUCCAUCACCCCGCCCCAUUCUCCCGCUUUCCAUCACCCCGCCCCAUUUUCCCGAUUUCCAUCACCCCGCCCCAUUCUCCCGCUUUCCAUCACCUUGCCCCAUUCUCCCGCUUUCCAUCACCCCGCCCCAUUCUCCUGCUUUCCAUCACCCCGCCCCAUUCUCCCGCUUUCCAUCACCCAGCCCCAUUCUCCCGCUUUCCAUCACCCCGCCCCAUUCUCCCGCUUUCCAUCACCCCGCCCCAUUCUCCCUCUUUCCAUCACCCCGCCCCAUUCUCCCGCAUUCCAUCACCCCGCCCCAUUUUCCCUCGUUCCAUCACCCCGCUCCAUUCUCCCGCUUUCUAUCACCCCGCCCAAUUCUCCCUCUUUCCAUCACCCCUCCCCAUUCUCCCUCUUUCCAUCACCCCGCCCCAUUCUCCCGCUUUCCAUCACCCCGCCCCAUUCUCCCUCUUUCCAUCACCCCGCCCCAUUCUCCCUCUUUCCAUCACCCCGCCCCAUUCUCCCGCUUUCCAUCACCCCGCCCCAUUCUCCCUCUUUAGAUCACCCCGCCCCAUUCUCCCGCUUUCCAUCACCCCGCCCCAUUCUCCCUCUUUCCAUCACCCCGCUCCAUUCUCCCGCUUUCCAUCACCCCGCCCAAUUCUCCCUCUUUCCAUCACCCCUCCUCAUUCUCCCUCUUUCCAUCACCCCGCCCCAUUCUCCCGCUUUCCACCACCCCGCUCCAUUCUCCCGCUUUCCAUCACCCCUGCCCCAUUCUCCCGCUUUCCAUCACCCCACCCCAUUCUCACUCUUUCCAUCACCCCUCCCCAUUCUCCCUCUUUCCAUCACCCCGCCCCAUUCUCCUGCUUUCUAUCACCCCGCCCCAUUCUCCCUCUUUCCAUCACCCCGCCCCAUUCUCCCGCCUUCCAUCACCCCGCCCCAUUCUCCAUCUUUCCAUCACCCUGCCCAAUUCUCCCCCUUUCCAUCACCCCGCCCCAUUCUCCCGCCUUCCAUCACCCCGCCCCAUUCUCCCUCUUUCCAUCACCCCGCCCCAUUCUCCCGCUUUCCAUCACCCCGCCCCAUUUUCCCGAUUUCCAUCACCCCGCCCCAUUCUCCCGCUUUCCAUCACCCCGCCCCAUUCUCCCGCUUUCCAUCACCCCGCCCCAUUCUCCCGCUUUCCAUCACCCCGCCCCAUUCUCCCGCUUUCCAUCACCCAGCCCCAUUCUCCCGCUUUCCAUCACCCAGCCCCAUUCUCCCGCUUUCCAUCACCCCGCCCCAUUCUCCCUCUUUCCAUCACCCCGCCCCAUUCUCCCGCAUUCCAUCACCCCGCCCCAUUUUCCCUCGUUCCAUCACCCCGCUCCAUUCUCCCGCUUUCCAUCGCCCCGCCCAAUUCUCCCGCUUUCCAUCACCCCUCCCCAUUCUUCCUCUUUCCAUCACCCCGCCCCAUUCUCCCGCUUUCCAUCACCCUGCCCCAUUCUCCCUCUUUCCAUCACCCCGCCCCAUUCUCCCGCAUUCCAUCACCCCGCCCCAUUUUCCCUCGUUCCAUCACCCCGCUCCAUUCUCCCGCUUUCCAUCACCCCGCCCAAUUCUCCCUCUUUCCAUCACCCCUCCCCAUUCUUCCUCUUUCCAUCACCCCGCCCCAUUCUCCCGCUUUCCAUCACCCCGCCCCAUUCUCCCGCCUUCCAUCACCCCGCCCCAUUCUCCCUCUUUCCAUCACCCCGCCCCAUCCUCCCGCUUUCCAUCACCCCGCCCCAUUUUCCCGAUUUCCAUCACCCCGCCCCAUUCUCCCGCUUUCCAUCACCCCGCCCCAUUCUCCUGCUUUCCAUCACCCCGCCCCAUUCUCCCGCUUUCCAUCACCCCGCCCCAUUCUCCCGCUUUCCAUCACCCAGCCCCAUUCUCCCGCUUUCCAUCACCCCGCCCCAUUCUCCCCCCCUUCCAUCACCCCGCCCCAUUCUCCCUCUUUCCAUCACCCCGCCCCAUUCUCCCGCAUUCCAUCACCCCGCCCCAUUUUCCCUCGUUCCAUCACCCCGCUCCAUUCUCCCGCUUUCCAUCACCCCGCCCAAUUCUCCCUCUUUCCAUCACCCCUCCCCAUUCUCCCUCUUUCCAUCACCCCGCCCCAUUCUCCCGCUUUCCAUCACCCCGCCCCAUUCUCCCUCUUUCCAUCACCCCGCCCCAUUCUCCCUCUUUCCAUCACCCCGCCCCAUUCUCCCGCUUUCCAUCACCCCGCCCCAUUCUCCCUCUUUCCAUCACCCCGCCCCAUUCUCCCGCUUUCCAUCACCCCGCCCCAUUCUCCCUCUUUCCAUCACCCCGCUCCAUUCUCCCGCUUUCCAUCACCCCGCCCAAUUCUCCCUCUUUCCAUCACCCCUCCUCAUUCUCCCUCUUUCCAUCACCCCGCCCCAUUCUCCCGCUUUCCACCACCCCGCUCCAUUCUCCCGCUUUCCAUCACCCUGCCCAAUUCUCCCGCUUUCCAUCACCCCGCCCCUAGAGAUAGGUGCCUCUAGAGAUUGGUACCCCUAA